AUGGAAAAUGCAAACCCAUUUGUGAAUGAAAAAACGUUGCCGAGCCAUGAAAUACAUCUUGUGGAUGGAAAAUUAGCGGAAAUCACACAAAAAUCAAUUUUUGAAAUACUCAGAAGGAUUAGAGAUCCAGAGCAUCCAUAUAACCUUGAACAACUGAAUAUAAUCUCGCUCGAAGACAUAGGCAUUUCAGAACUACAGGAUAGGACUGUGCUAUGUUCGGGCGGGCAGCCAAUAAAAUCGAUCGAAGUAGUGUUUACGCCUACAGUUCCACAUUGCAGUAUGGCUGGAAUUAUUGGAUUAAGCAUAAUUUAUCAAUUGCUAAACUUCACGCAAAAUCACCAUAUUAUUGUAAGAAUCAAAGAGAACACACAUAGUACAUACCAGGCAUUGAACAAGCAACUGUCCGAUAAAGAUAGAGUUUUGGCAGCAUUUGAAAAUGAAGGAUUGGUUGAUGUAAUAGAGUCGUGUAUCGAAGGAGCCAUGCAAUUUAGCGGUAGAAGCUGUGAGAAUUAG
Messenger RNA from Vittaforma corneae ATCC 50505, 513 nucleotides. RefSeq lists its product as uncharacterized. NCBI's taxonomy places the organism in Eukaryota, Fungi, Microsporidia, Nosematidae. The transcript has a single exon. Bases 1 to 513 code for a protein of 170 amino acids. The record is from RefSeq and is a predicted model, not a curated record. Gene Ontology annotation, biological process: iron-sulfur cluster assembly.